Molecule: messenger RNA, 999 nt
Organism: Linum tenue
Lineage: Eukaryota; Viridiplantae; Streptophyta; Magnoliopsida; Malpighiales; Linaceae
Source: the annotation of a GenBank genome assembly
AUGGAGUUUCAUAAUGGUCUUAUUUUGGUGUCUCUUCUUUUAGUAGCUUCAUUUGGGUAUUGCUGCUUCUUGGUCCCUCUUUUGCCCAAAGGCAUCACAAGACUACUAUUCCUUCUUCCUGUAUUUUACAUCCUCUCCAUCUUCCCAUGGAUCUUCUCUUCUAUUGCUCUAAGAUCACUUUCAUCUUUUCUUAUCACAUGGAUCACUUCCUUCAAGCUCAUCCUCCUUUGCUUCGACCAAGGCCCUCUAUUUGAUGCCACCACAAGAUUUAUUGACUUUACCCUCAUAGCCAUCCUCCCAAUCAAGCUCCGGGAAGCCACACAACAUGAUGAUCAUGUACACACUUCAAAUGGUUUAGUGACAAUUGGGGUUUGGUUACUCUCAAUACUAUGGUGCCUAUUCACCCUUAGCACCACCAUAUGGUUCCAAUUUCUUGUCCCCAUACUAAUAAUUCUUGCAUUGAUAUAUUGGUCUUCCACAAGUUCCGCCACUCGAUUGGCUCGUGCUGUGCUGGCUCGCUACGAGAUGGUUCAGUUAUCGGACCAUCCAGAAAAUUCGAGUUCUCUACAGGAAUUCUGGGGGAGGAGGUGGAACCGUCUGGCCUCGGACUUACUUAGACAAGCCAUCUACGAUCCCGUUCGAAAUGGUCUGACCAUGAUCGGGAUUUCUCCUCUAGCAGCCAGAGUGGUCGCAGUGAUUGCGACCUUGAUGGUGUCCGGGCUCAUGCACGAGCUCAUGUUCUACUACAUCACUUGUGGUGCGAGACCCACUUGGGACUUGGCUUUGUUUUUCGUGUUGCAAGGAGUUUGCAUGGCGAUCGAGUAUGCUAUGAGUGGGUCGGCAAUGCCUUAUUGGGCCACGAGAUGGGAACCGGUCGGACCAUCGGUCGCCACUUGGUUGACCCUUGGGUUCGUGUCGGUCACCGGAUUUUGGCUUGUCUUGUUGCCUACUCUAAGGAAGGUAGAAUAUGAAUGUCGUACCGUUCCAAAGGUUUGGUAA